AUGUCGUGUCCAGAGUGUUUCCGUGGAACAGUGCACACUCGCACUCAGCCCACAGGUGGCUUUCAGAACUUGGGCGGAAUCCGAACCUACAUCGCAGGAGGAAGUGAUCCAACGCGAAGCAAAUCAACCAUAAUCUAUCUUCCAGAUGCCUUUAGCCUUCGCCUGGUUAACAACAUGAUAUUGGCAGAUAAAUAUGCCGAGUUAACUGGAUGCCGGGUGCUCAUUCCAGAUAUCGUUUUUAACAAUGGAUUGAAUCCCGACAUUUUCCCCUACAUGGAAAUGACUCUGACGCCAAUCCCAAAAUUCAGCGUCAGAAGCAUCGCGCAGAAGGUUCUGGCAACCUUGUACAUUCUCCCACAAGUGCUACCAUUUGUUCUCUUUGGCCAUCCUAAGAGGGUUUAUCCAAAGCUACUACAGUUCACCCGUGCCAUGCGACAAGAGAUCCCGGCUGGAGGCAAACUCGGCGUAUCUGGCUUUUGUUGGGGUGGAUGGGGUUCAACUAUGCUUUGUACCGAGACGACCAUCGACGGAGGUUCGGAGAGGCUAAUCGAUGCACAAUUCAACGGCCACCCGAGCUAUCUGAAUGAGAGCGCAGACAUGAUCAGACGGGCGAUCGAGGAAUUUCGGGUACCCUACUCUAGCGCAGUAGCGGGUGACGACUGGGAAUUCAAUGCCCAGGUUGCCAACAAUAUUGAGGCAAACAUACGUGAACGGCUCUCCGAAGGAUCAGGAGAUGGAAAUGAAGACUACAAGUACGAGUUCAAGGUUUACAAGGGCUGUAAACAUGGUUUCUGCGUUCGAGCAAAGGAGGACGAGAUAAAUAUGGAAGGGUACAAUGCAGCAUUGCUACAAGCUGUUAAUUGGUUCAAUAAAUAUCUUAACUGA
Fonsecaea monophora is the source of this 885-nucleotide messenger RNA. RefSeq lists its product as hypothetical. Gene Ontology annotation, molecular function: hydrolase activity. The coding region runs from base 1 to 885 and encodes 294 amino acids. The record is from RefSeq and is a predicted model, not a curated record. The transcript has a single exon. Lineage: Eukaryota; Fungi; Ascomycota; Eurotiomycetes; Chaetothyriales; Herpotrichiellaceae.